GCUAUCACUUGUGCAUCAGGUUCUGCGAAAUGCAACACCAUCUCUAAUUGCCUGCUUCCUACCAACAUACCCGUGAAUGAGUACACCGGCCUCUCAGCGGUCAAUGUCAAUGACUCUGAAGACUGGAGAGUCUAUUAUCACGACAACUAAGGUUUCAUCUCCCAACUACAAGGCAACUCGUCCGGAUUCGAUAUGGGGGAGCGGAUCGGUGGUUCGGGGUUGAAUGCUACCUCGAUCGCUGCAGUAAACAUCAACUCGACCACGAAUAAUAUCAACCUGUUCUACGUUGACAGCCUUUCGGAGAAUCUAUAUAACAUGCAAUUCACUAAUGGUGCAUGGACUACUCCACUACCUGUGGCACAUAGGAGCUUCGACGCCUGGAACCCAUUCGCUGGUCUCGGCGCUGCGUACAGUGUGGGACUAGACCAGCUGCAGGUCUUCUUCACCGGCCUCGACCAGAGAAUCUACCAAUACAUCGGGUCCAACGCUUCUCAGACAACGAGCACUUCCUGGUCACAACAGCCUAGCAGCCAACGCCUUUGGUCAAAUGCUGAUUAUGUCGGCGCCGAUAUCACGGCUGUAGGAUGGAAGAACCAAAUCAGAUUCUUCCAGAUAUCUCAGGGGAAAAUGGCCCAGGGCACACUCAACAAUCAAACAUGGUCUGAGACUUUUGUUGCUUGAAUAAGAAGGCAUAUUCAAAGCCCUGUCGGAAGGAGGAAGUGAAGUAUAGAGUUAUAUUUAAGUCAAUUUAAGGUAAAUAAUAUAUAUAUGAGUUAUGAAGAGGGUGGGCGUCUGUUACGAUGGCCAGAUCUCACGGUGAGUAUAUAAUAG
Molecule: messenger RNA, 831 nt
Organism: Mollisia scopiformis
Lineage: Eukaryota; Fungi; Ascomycota; Leotiomycetes; Helotiales; Mollisiaceae
Exons: 2
Coding region: 193-681 (162 amino acids)
Source: RefSeq, a predicted model, not a curated record